AUGAAAAAUGAUAAAGAGUUCUCUAUAAAGGAAACUGUCAAUAAAAACAUUGAACGUGUUUAGUUUCCUGCUUUCAAUCAGCAUAGCAGUUUGCUUGGUUGGUGUUCAAUGAAUUAUCCUCGUGUACUACAGAAUCCAUAAUUUAUGCCUAAACCAAAACCAAAAGAAUAUGAUGACAAUCUUGAUUUCCUUUAUUAGAAACGUAAAAAAGAAUAAUAAAAUAAUCAACUAAUAAAGCCAUUUACAAAUUAUCAGUUAACAAAAGAAGCUGUAAUUCUUGAAGACAUUGGUGCUCCUCCUCCAGGGUUUAAGAAGACUCUUAAGCAAUUAACAACUGCUAAUCCUGAAUCAAAGGCCCUAAUUUACAACUAAACAUAUAAAGACUACGAUCCAUACUUGAAUAUUAAACCAAUCAAUAGUCAAUUCAAAUAAGAAUAGAAUGAAAACUUCACUAGAACCAUUCGUCAGGUUGGCGAUGUUGUGUACAAUUAAACAUAUGAGAAUGAAGACAUAAGACACUUAAAGAAAUUGCCUAAUUCAAUACUUUCUGAGUAGAAUCUAUAGGAAGCCUUAAAUCCUAAGUUAAAAUUCUUGAAUUUGCAUAAUCAUACUUGGUUGAAGAUGGAACAAAUAAGCAAGAUUGGAUACUUUGCUAUCAAUCUUGAAGAGUUAGUCCUAUCUAAUACAGAAUUAGAGGAUGACAUCUUAAUGGAAUUAGCAAAAUCAUGUAGAAAUUUAAAAGUCAUUGAUGUGUCAUCAUGUCCAAAAUUGACUGAAACUGGAAUCAGAAACUUCUUGGAUUACACUUCAAAAUAUUUGCAAGGUUUCAAAUGUGCCAGCAAUUUAUAAUCUAUAACUGAUUAUUCAUUAGAGCCACUAUAAAAUGCUCCCUUUUUAUCGAUAGUGAACAUUUCGUUUUGUAAUAAUCUAACAAGUAAUUUUACUAAAUACCUCCUCUAAAGUGGAUGCAGAUUAAAAGAACUAUAGAUUGCGACAGUAGAAAACUUAUAGGCAGAUUUAUUAUCUGAUCUAAUUUCACGUUCAAAGGUAGAUAUGGAAUAUUUGGACUUGUCCUUUAUUCCUACAAAGGACAUUAGUGAUUCAGUCAUUUCUGCAACUUCCCUUUGUACGAAUAUUCAUACUCUCAUACUCUCAGGAUCAACGAACAUUAGUGAUUCAUCAGUAGGUAGAUUGAGUUCCUUACACAAACUAAAAUAACUUAAAUUGGGAGGAAUCUAAUAUCUCGCUGACAAUACGUUAGUAUAUAUAGCCUAAUCAUGCAAUAAACUUGAGAUGCUUGAACUUAACAAUUGUAGCAAGUUGGGAGAAUAAGGAUUGGAAGGGAUCCUCAAAGCAUUGCCUCAUCUACAGGUCAUUUCUAUUAAUUUCACUCCUGAAAUUUAAGAUCCCUUUUUGUAAGAAAAAAGAAAUGAGUAUCCAAAAGUAAACAUUAUUCGCACAAUAAAUAAAAUGACAGAUCCCAAGGAUGAUGGAUUAAGAAUGCCUCUUCCAUUAGAAAGUGUGGUUAUGUAGAGACCUAAAAAGAAAAAGAAGAAGUGA
Paramecium tetraurelia is the source of this 1560-nucleotide messenger RNA. RefSeq lists its product as uncharacterized. Gene Ontology annotation, cellular component: SCF ubiquitin ligase complex. The record is from RefSeq and is a predicted model, not a curated record. Gene Ontology annotation, biological process: SCF-dependent proteasomal ubiquitin-dependent protein catabolic process. The transcript has 4 exons. NCBI's taxonomy places the organism in Eukaryota, Ciliophora, Oligohymenophorea, Peniculida, Parameciidae.